AUGGGAAGAUCGAAGAAAUCAAAAAGGGUUAAUUGGGCUUCAGAUGUUAAUCUUUGUCAGGUAAGGCUGUUUUUGUCAGAAGAAUAUCCUUCACAAGUUGGCGUUGAAACUCAAGACCACCUCCAGGCAAAGACUUUAUGGUCAGUCCAUACAGGCGGUAUCGCAUCUGAUGACAAUUUGCCACCCGGCUUUGAAGGGCACCAGCCUGGAAAUCUUUGGAGAAAUAAGUUGUCCCAACUACCUCUUAUCAAAUGGAGAUGCCCUCCCAGAUUUGAAGUGGACGGUGUGUGGAGAGUGGUUGCUGGGGAUGAGAGUAAAGAAGUGGAAGCUCAAAAUCAACGGGAGAUGAGAGUGUUUGAAGCAAUUUAUCCUCGUCUGUCGUCUAUUCCUCCAAACCCUUCGGUAUCACUUGGCAUAGAAGACUCAUUUCAAAAUGACCAAAAUACCAUUCUGAUUCCUAUCACUGCCAUUGAGGAUGAUGAUGCUGCACUAGAUGCACCACUUCCCUGCUUGGAGUCAAACACUGCCCCCAUGGCCUCACAGCCACAGAUAUUGGCCCACAGAACUUCCUCCUCUCAGGUUAGCAGCGGUACUGAUCCCCAUGCCUAUAAAAUCCCAGAAACAGGUGAAGACUCUUUACUGCAGCCUGAUAUUGUAGCCACUGCACAAGCUGCCUUGACUGCAGUGAUGUCGAAAAACAAUCAGGGAAAUUUGAUUGAUCAUAACUUGCUCAUUAAAAUUCUCAGCGAUCCUAAAAUGAUUGAGAAACUUGUUACGAACCAUGGAACAGCCUCCAGCACUCAAAAUGUACCUUCAUCCAGCAUUCCAAAUAUACCUCCCACUGGUGUGCAAAAUAUUCUGUUUUCCAGUAAUAUGCCAUCAACCAGCAUGCAUAAUUUUCCCUCUUCUAGCACAAUAAAGUUGCCUAAUUCAUAUUCCAGUACUAUCAAUGGUCGGGAUCCACCUUCUGCCCAUGUUGCCCGACCAGAACUCGUUUCAUCUCCGGCUACAUCAAGUCGACCUUUCUUUUCUCCAAGUAGGAUAGGACCGAUUCCCCCAAUCCGGCCAUCAGUGCCCGAGAUCAUUCUAGCACCCCCUCCAUCUGCAAGACCUCCCGUAGUUAAGGACGUUAACUAUUAUAAGAAUCUCAUUCAACAACAUGGAGCAGAACGACCAGAGGGGUUACCCCAAUUUGGUAAUCAACGAUUAGGCACAAUCCAAGAACCUCUAAAUGUUGCCAAAUCUAGGGACCCAAAAUUAAAGAUUAUGAGGCCUUGCAUAUAUUUCAAUAGUGCAAGGGGUUGCAGGAAUGGAGCUAACUGUGCAUAUCUGCAUCAGACAUCGUCCCAGCCGCAGGUCGGUAGAGUUCCAGAUGUUCAAAGUACAAAGAGAAUGAAAAUGGAUAGAGAGAUUACUGGUACAUAA
This is a messenger RNA of Fraxinus pennsylvanica, 1425 nucleotides long. The record is from the annotation of a GenBank genome assembly. Lineage: Eukaryota; Viridiplantae; Streptophyta; Magnoliopsida; Lamiales; Oleaceae.